UCUCCUCUAGCAUAUGGCUGAUGUGUAUGAUAGAAAAAUCGCACCAACCUGUAUUGGUUAACAUGAUUGCUGCACAAAUGGAAGGCAAGAUCCACUUAAUAUGGAUUUCUCAACGUGGUUUCAUUAAUGCCUUUGGACGUGUGAUGGUUACUCAUUUCAUCAAUAAUUAAUCUGGUUUUGUCAGUCGUGUAUGUGAUAUGACUCCUUUUUAAUUUUCAUCAUCUCUUAUUUACCUUAGCAAUCUGAAUUUAUGGCACGAGCUCUUUUCACUAUCGUUUUUCUGGAGUGUGCAAAAGGUAAUUAAAAUGGACAGUAAGAAAGUGCAGGGUGGUAGAUAAAGCAAUGAAAAGAAGAGACAUAAUUUCACAGGAACUUGGAGACCAUGUAUAUUUAUGAUUUGAGUAUCAAAAUUUUCUUUACAAUUUGUACAAGUAUUGUUUUGAUGAUGUAACUACAGAUUGUGGAUAUUGAGAAUGGAGGCUCUUGUCUUGAUCAAACGCCUAAAGAGGCUCUCGACUCCUUCCUCGAGAUCUUGAAUGCAUGGCUGCAGAUUCUUCAGAUGAGUUUGGACCUCUUCACCAGAUUUGUUUGUCUUCAAAGAGGCGUCCACGUCGGCAAAUUCAUUCUCACAUGCUGCAGAAACCUUUUUCAUCUUGGAAACAAACGACCAGCUGCUUGGUUUUGAGCUUGUUUCAGAAAUGAAUGAGAUCAAGGACUCCAAAACCUCAACAACAGCAGAUUCAGAUUCCUUCAAUGUGGAGACUGUCUCAACGUUGUUGGAUGAAGUGGAUUUCCUGCUAUCCAUACCCUUCAAGACCUUCUGGAUUGCUUUGAUCACUGUCUUCCUAGACUUGAGGCAUCUUUGGCAGCAUUGCACAAGUCCAAAAGCCCCAAAGAUCCAUCCAACAGCUCAUUGAAGCAUUUCUGGUCAUUGAUCAAGGCUUGUUGGGUUGUUGGCAGUUGGAACAACUGGUCAACACAAUCAUAAACAACCUGAAGGCUAUUAAGGUUUUGGCCUAUGGAUGAUGAUGAUGUGGAAGCAGUUUGAGAUUGUCUCAACCUGCAAACCUGUUCAUUGAUUUCUGAGACUAAAGGGUGCGAUCUUGUAGGGAAACUGUUGGAGCGAGCAUGGAAAGAAAUAGCUGCCAUUUUUGGUUAUCUUGGUGAAUAUGAGAGAAGAAAUGAAACUCUGAGAGAGAUAUGGCUGGAGAUGAUUUGCAAUGCUUUCUUUGAAACCUAUUGCAAGUUUAUAUAGAGGACGAGGAAAAAGAGGAAGGUGGAGGAAGGAACAACAGAGAGACAGGAGGAAUCAGAGCAUCUUAUUUCUCCCAUGUGCAAACACAAAUCGAUCCACCACAUUACCAGCAUUGUGUCUACAAAAUGUCCCUUGCCUACCAAGUAAUCCAACUCGUUGGCCUCCAUCAUCGAGGUAGGCAAAAUCCACGCAUCCUGCUGCAUCAUUGAAUAGUGGAGCCUCUAUCAUAUUUCUAGUGCCUUGAAAACAAUGUCAAACAGCUCACUCGUGCAUCACCUUCCGUAGCAGACAGGCGUUGAGAUCUGACUCUACAACCAUGAGAGUUGGAGAGUAGUGGUAGGCAAGACUCAAGAGACAAAGCACAGACAUUGGUAAGAUGGGUUGGUUGGUUGUUUAGAUUCAAAUCACACUCGCAUUUUCAUCUCAUCCAUUCAUUCAUUGACUUAAAUAUAUGCGAAGGCAAUAAGAUUCCUUGUGUCUCCUUUGCCAUCCAACCAUAUAUAGUCAUUGAGAUGCCCACCACCAAAGCCUGCAAGUUUCUCUUCCAAGUUCCUACAGCAGUGAUUAUUUCCGAUUACCAGUUCGUUCUUUGAUCCUCCAGAUGAAGGGAAUGCUUUCGUUCAUGAACUACAAUCCAUUUUGAGGAGAUGAAGGAACGGCCUUCAUGAACGAACUCAAGUCUGGCAAUCGAAACAGGACACUACCAAUCUCUGUGAGAAGUCAUUGCUAGUUAGUUCCUAAGCUCGUGAAAGAAUCAGACUAAGUAUCAAGAGCAGAAGAUACAUACUGCAUUCUGUAUCAGAAGAGGGCAGUUGAAGCAAGUCUGGUAAUUCUUUAUUGUAGCCUUUGCGUUUACAUAAACGUGGCUCUAUGUACAUACAUGCAAUAUACAAAGAAAAUACCGAAUGUAGUUUAUUAUAGAGGAUACAUGGGGGAGGCAGAAGGAAUCUCAAUCAUUUAUGAUAUUAUUUUUGGAUUGCAGAUCCCAUAUAUUAUAUUAUACCACACGAGGGUGGUAGCUAUUAUAAUCUCAGUACUUACAAGAUUUAUUCUGUAAUAUACCAUUCUUGACAUU
Molecule: messenger RNA, 2330 nt
Organism: Linum trigynum
Lineage: Eukaryota; Viridiplantae; Streptophyta; Magnoliopsida; Malpighiales; Linaceae
Source: the annotation of a GenBank genome assembly